Molecule: messenger RNA, 690 nt
Organism: Asparagus officinalis (garden asparagus)
Lineage: Eukaryota; Viridiplantae; Streptophyta; Magnoliopsida; Asparagales; Asparagaceae
Exons: 2
Cellular component (GO): mitochondrial matrix
Source: RefSeq, a predicted model, not a curated record
UCUCAAUCUUUUCACCAGAAAGUGAAUCCUCCGGCCCCCUACUCUGUGAUCAAGGGCGCCCUUGACCGCGACGGCCCCGUGCUCCGGCGAGAGUACAAAGGAGAGGAGAUCAGCAUCUCCGUGAUGAGGCUGGCCAACAUCAUGCCCGCCGGAGCCGAGGACGACGAGGAUUCCGACUCGAUCAGCCAGCUGUUCCUCCACGUGGACGUAUCGAAGCCCGGGAGGAGCGAAGGGCUCCAUUUCCUCUGUGGACUGUACCCUGAUGCUGUUGGGAUUCACUCUGUUUGUCUCCGGCCCAAGGGGCCGGGCUCGGAUCCUGCCUCGUUGUCGAAGAACCGGGGCCGGGUGUUCCAAGAGCUAGACCAGAAGAUGAGGGAUGGAUUUCAUAUGUACAUAGAGGCUCGCGGGGUUAAUGAGAAACUUUUCCCCUUUCUUCAAGCUUGGCUCUAUGUGAAAGAUCACCGAAACCUCAUGCAUUGGUUUAAAAGAGUUGGCACCUUCAUCAAUGAGCGCAAAACAACUUGAUCUGCAACAUGUUUCUAGGUUUGAGGUUUUAAACGAGUAGUUUGUAGCUUAGAUGUGAUUGUUAUCUUUUAUCUACCAUAUAUUGUGAAGGAAUUUUGUAUUUUCUCAUGGGAAAAGAAGUUUGUUCGAAUAUUAUUCAUUGCAUGUCAUGCUUUAUUUAUCUUA